AGCAACUCGCGGUGUUUGGCUUAAAAAGGCGAUUUCACAGGCAAUCGUAAAGCAAGAAAAUCCGAUUUGCUCCGUUUUCUGUGUGUAAUUACGGACAUGUCGGACAUACAAACGUUGAUGGAUAUGGGAUUUGCGAAGGAGAAAGCUGAGCGUGCACUCGAAGUAACAAACAAUAAGGGUGUUGAGCAGGCCAUGGAAUGGCUACUUGCACACGCCGACGAACCAUUGCCGCCGAGCACCGGUUCUGCCCCCGCGACGUCCUCCGGCUCAGGAGACGGUAGUGCCCCCGGAACGGAAGCUCCGUCUGAAACCGCCACACCUGCCACGGAUGAUAGCGCACCGUCCAGCGGCGGAACCGUAGCGAAAUCGCUGAAAUGUGACGAAUGUGGCAAGCUGUUCAAAUCGCAGGAAGAGGUCGAAUUCCACGCCGCCAAGACACAGCACAGCAGCUUCUCAGAGUCGACGGAAGAGAAGAAACCGCUGACCGAGGAAGAGAAGAAGGCGCAACUGGCGCUGCUGGAAGAAAAGAUGAAACGCAAGCGCCAAGAACGAGAAGAGAACGAAAAGAAGGAGGCGUUGGAGCGGGAGCGAUUGCGGAUCAAGUCCGGCAAGGACAUGCUGGAGGCUCGCCGAAGGAUGGAAGAGCAAGAGAUGAAGAAGCUCAUGGAUCAGCGGAAACGCGAAAAGCUCGAAAUGAAACAGGCCCGUGAUCGCGUCCGUCUGCAGAUCGAGGCGGAUCGUGCGGCUCGUAAGGCGAAGGACGCUGGAGAGCCUAGUGCUGUAUCACCGACAUCCACUACAGCAAGCCCUCCGCCGGCCACUGCUUCGGCUACGGUUACGCCCACGGUGUCUGCGGCGAAACCUGCGGAAACGAAGAACUACUCAACGGCCAAGAUCGCCAUCCGCAUGAUGGACGGAAGUCAGCUGGUGCAAACGUUCCAAGCGGCCGAACAGCUGGCCGCGGUCCGGUUGUUCGUGCAGCUGAAGCUUGGCUCCAGUGACACGCCGUUCGGGUUGAUGACUAAUUUCCCCAAGAAAGUGUUCACCGACGAGGAGUACGAUAUGCCGCUACAAAAGUUGGGCCUCGUGCCCAACGCAGUACUGAUCGUGACUAAAGCUCCGUAGACGUAGUUAAAUUAUGCUUUGCAUUUAAAAAAUCCCAAAUCAUUUUGGUUGCGAUUCGGUUUUAUGUGAUUUAAAGCGAUAUAAAGAAACGAUCUGGAUGGUCGCCAACUGGUGAAAGUUUGCGUGUAAUGGCACAUUUAUUACCGAAACAUUCGAAUACACCACUCAACUCCUAAAACCACGUAGCCGUACGAUUCUCGAACAUUGCUGUCCCGUCGUUGAGCGUCUUUUUCGUUGCACCCGUCCAACCUGAGCAUUGAUUGAUUGGGAACAACUUACACACUCUCUUCCAGAACGAUACCGCAUUCGGAACCGAGUCUGGAUAGAAGAUCGGUUUGGCGGCGUUGCAAUUGCUGAUGACGGUGCCAACCGGCGAAGUGGUGGCCAACCGUUCGAAUCCCACUAUUCCGUCACAAUCGAUCAGUUCGAAUUCCUUGCUGAAGCAGAUACGAACUUCGUUCAGCA
This is a messenger RNA of Anopheles bellator, 1590 nucleotides long. Its product is annotated as UBX domain-containing protein 1-B. Gene Ontology annotation, molecular function: protein binding. NCBI's taxonomy places the organism in Eukaryota, Metazoa, Arthropoda, Insecta, Diptera, Culicidae. The record is from RefSeq and is a predicted model, not a curated record. The coding region runs from base 97 to 1125 and encodes 342 amino acids. The transcript is spliced from 3 exons.